Molecule: messenger RNA, 3621 nt
Organism: Henningerozyma blattae CBS 6284
Lineage: Eukaryota; Fungi; Ascomycota; Saccharomycetes; Saccharomycetales; Saccharomycetaceae
Gene: SWE1
Product: tyrosine protein kinase SWE1
Exons: 1
Coding region: 1-3621 (1206 amino acids)
Biological process (GO): protein phosphorylation
Molecular function (GO): ATP binding; protein kinase activity
Source: RefSeq, a predicted model, not a curated record
AUGGGUAGAUUUCCAUUGCAUAUACCAAAGGGGUUCCAUGAACGAAGGCAGCAAUAUAGAUACGAGCAAAACCUUCAAUUGAAUAUGCAUCCCAACAAUAAUGAUGGUACUAAUUCUAAUCAUCGAAAUUUAGACCAUUCAUCAACAUUGAAGGCACUCGAUACCAUCGUGAAUACUAAUUCUAAUGAUUAUGAUCAUGAAAAUGAUUAUUUAAUGACUAAUGCAUCUUUUGAUGAUUAUGAUGAAGAUAUUGAUAAUCAUCCUAAUCCAAACAAUAAUAAUCAAAACAUUUCGACUGGCAAUCUCAUGAAUGAUGAUAUGAAUAAUUUGAGUACACUUCAAUUAACCACAUCUAAUAAUAAUUUAAAAUUCUAUCCGUAUUCAAAUUCAAAUUCAAAAUUAACAAGAAGUGAAAGAACGUUAAACUUAUCCCUAAGUGGUACUCCCACACCACCAAAUAUUCAGACGAACACGGCUAGUAAUAAUGGUCCUAAUAAUAUCAUUAUUAAUACUCAUACUAAUAAUACAACUAGGUCAGCCACUCCAAUUAGAAUUACAACUCCCAUCACUAAUACACCAAUUAAUCAAACUGUACUAUUGAAAAGAUUAUCAUCGAUUAAUAACGAGGAAUUAGAUUUAAAUAAUAAUAAUAAUAAUAAUAAUAAUAAUAAUAAUAAUAAUAAUAAUAAUAAUAAUAAUAAUAAUAAUAUCAAUAAUAAUAAUAAUAAUAAUAAUAAUAAUAAUAAUAAUAAUAAUAAUAAUAAUAAUAAUAAUAAUAAUAAUAAUAAUAAUAAUAAUAAUAAUAAUAAUAAUAAUAAUAAUAAUAAUAAUAAUAAUAAUAAUAAUAAUAAUAACAACAAUAAUAAUAAUAACAACAAUAAUAGUAAUACAAAUAGUAAUAAUAAUAAUAAUAAUAAUAAUAAUAAUAACAAUAAUAGUAAUACAAAUAAUAGUACAAGUGCUAGUGUAUUUAGCCCUUCCACUCCUAUUAAUUUAAAGAGAACUGCAUCUAAAUCUGAAUUAUCACCGUUUUUAACAGAUCAUCAAAAGAGAGGAAAUAAUAAAGGGCCAUCUAAUUUAAAUGUUGGAUGGUCAUUACAACAAGAUUCUUCUACAAAUCCUACUACAUUUAAUUCCAAUUCAAACGCAACCUCAAACGCAGCUCAGAAUGAAUCCUUUGUUGUUGCAUUACCUGAUCAAUCUGCAUUUUCUCCUAAAAAUACUGGUUUAGUUUCAAAAAUUCAAAAAUCUUCAUUACCUUAUCCUAAAAAAUUAAAUUUACCAACUACCCCAGUAAAGAGAUCACCAUAUGAGGAUUUAAGUAGUAGUUCUUCAAUAUAUCCUCAUUCUUUUUCUACCAUGAUUAAUAAUAUAUCACCAAGUUCUCAACAUUUUAAUAAUCAUUAUUCCAAAUUAAAGCAUAUUUCCAAUUCAAAUAUAAAUUCAAAUAGUACAUUCAAUUCUACAAAUAUUAGUUCAAUUCUAAACACAUCUGUAACUAACAACAGCAAUAAUAAUAAUAAUAAUAAUACUAACAAUACCGCUAAUACUUCUGUAUUUUUACAAUCUCCUUCAGUUAAUCAACAUCAAUCUCACAAUUUUAAUAAAAACAAUAUCCCAAAGAUUUUAUUAGACAAUGAGCAUCUAUUUUCAUUACGUGAUUUAGAUCCAAACGUUAUAGCUGAAUCACAAUUAAAUGCCAAUAAGCAUAUACAUUUAAAUCCAAAUGCAACAACUCCAAUAAAUAAAAAUAAAACUAAAAAAUUUAAAAAAUCAAAUAAAAAUUCCAAUAUGUUUCAUAAAAAUAAUAAUGAUUUAACUAAUAGUUUACAACAAUUUACUGAUGAUUUAUAUGGUACUGAAGAAGAAGAUGACGAUGAUGAUAAUAUCAUCGCUGAUAACGAUGCAUAUUCUCCAUCAGCUGCCAUAUACAACUCAAUAAGACAAAGGCCGCCUGGUAAUUCUAAUCGUCAUCAUAGUAAUAUUAUAAUUAACAAUGGUAAUUCAAGAAAUGAUAAUGAUUUCAUUUUCCAAAGUACAAUCACCAAGAAUGGCAAAACUAAUCAAAAUAAUAAUAUGACACAAUUCCAACCACUUAUCUUAAGAAAUGAACCUGACACUACGCCUACCAGAAGGAAAUCCAUACCAAGUAAUAUUAGUGUUAAUAAUAAUGGUUUAAAUAUUCGUUCAUUAAAUAAUGAACUUUCUUCAUCAUUAUUUGAUACUGAUAAUAUUAAAACUACCACAAUCGAUAGAGAUUCUAUGGAAGAUUCACCUCUAAAACCUAGACGUAAUAUUAAUGCUAAAAUUUCAGGAAGUACAAAGAAAUAUUCAAAUAAUAAUAACGUUAUAGGAUCCACUACUGCGGCUACAAAUCCAGAUUCACAUCUUUUUGAAAAAUUUUCUAAUGUAGUGAUGAUUGGUAUAAGUCAAUUUUCUACUGUUUAUCAAGCCACAUUUCAAUUAACAAAUAAAAAAUAUGCCAUUAAAUCUAUUGAACCUAAUAAACGUAAUCCCUUAAAGAGAAUUUUACAAGAAAUCAAAUUAUUAAAUAAAAUCCAUGAAAAUGAUUUGGACCAAGAAGGUAAAGAAUAUGUAAUUGAUUAUGUAUCAUCGUGGAAAUUUGAGGGCUCAUAUUAUUUAAUGACCACAUAUUAUGAAAAUGGUAAUUUAGAUGACUUUUUACAACAGCAAAUUAUACCAAAGAAAAUUAGAUUAGAGGAUUGGAGAAUUUGGAAAAUAAUUGUGGAAAUCAGUUUAGGGCUAAGAUUUUUACAUGAAUCAUGCAAUAUUGUUCAUUUAGAUUUAAAACCUUCUAAUAUUAUGAUUACUUUUGAAGGUAAUUUAAAGAUUGGUGAUUUUGGUAUGGCCACUGAAUUACCAAUACUUGAUUCUGCAUUUGAAAAUGAAGGUGAUAGAGAAUAUAUUGCACCAGAAAUUAUUAGUGAAUCUAUUUAUGAUUUUAAAGCAGAUAUUUUUUCAUUAGGUUUAAUAAUUGUAGAAAUUGCAGCAAAUGUUGUAUUGCCGGAUAACGGUAAUGCUUGGCAUAAAUUAAGGUCGGGAGAUUUAUCAGAUGCUGGUAAAUUAAGUUCUACAGAUAUUCAUUCAGAAUCAUUAUUUUCCAAUAAUUUUAAAGUGGAUACUAAUAUAACAGAGUUUUCUGAUAUGUAUGUAGAAGGUGAAUAUGAAGAUGAUGAAGAAAUCAAUUAUGGCAAUACUAAUAAUGGUAAUAUUAGAAAUAAUCAUCCCACGAUUAAUACAGGCACGAAUAAUCAUGUUAAAACUAACGCUAUUAAAAAUGAUGAAAUUAAUAAUAUUGGUAAUAAUAAUAAAGAUUUACGUGAUGACCAGCAGAACAAAAAAUAUAUGAAUAAUAAAAUAAAAGAAAAUAUCAAAGGUCAUAAAGAUAUUCCUGCUUGGGCCCCUAGAUUUUUGGUAGAUGGAAUUUCAUUGGAGAGAAUGGUUAAAUGGAUGAUUGAACCAAAUUAUAAGCAUCGUCCAAGUGCUAGUCAAAUAUUGAAUAGUGAGGAAUGUCUAUACGUUGAAAUGACAAGAAAUGCCGGUGCAAUCAUUCAAGAAGAUGACUAUGGUCCCAAACCUAAUUUUUACAGUUCUGUAUAA